AUGGACCCCCAGCCCCCUCCACCUGCCCAGGGCAGCCCACCGCACCGCGGGCGUGGCCGAGGCCGAGGCCGUGGCCGUGGCCGUGGCCGUGGUCGAGGCUGCGGCCGUGGAGGCGCUGGAGCCCCGCGCGCGCCCCUGCCCUGCCCGACCUGCGGCCGCCUCUUCCGCUUCCCCUACUACCUCUCCCGGCACCGGCUGAGCCACUCGGGCCUGCGCCCCCACGCCUGCCCGCUGUGCCCCAAGGCCUUCCGCCGGCCAGCCCACCUCUCGCGCCACCUGGCGCUGGCGGCCGGGCGGCAGGAGGAGAAGCAGGUGCUGCUCCAGGCCGACUGGACGCUGUUGUGUCUGCGCUGCCGCGAGGCCUUCGCCACCAAGGGCGAGCUCAAGGCGCACCCGUGUCUGCGGCCCGAGGGUGACCCGGAGGCCGAGGGCGGCCCGCCCCCGCGGCCCAAGCGCCACCAGUGUUCCAUCUGCCUCAAGGCCUUCGCCAGGCCCUGGUCGCUGUCGCGCCACCGGCUUGUCCACUCCACCGACCGGCCCUUCGUGUGCCCGGACUGCGGCCUGGCCUUCCGCCUCGCCUCCUACCUCCGCCAGCACCGCCGCGUGCACGGCGCGCUCAGCUUGUUGGCACCACUGCCCGGCAAGAAGGACGACAAAGGCUCAGGGGCGCGGACCUCGGGGAAGGGGCCCGAGGGGGGCACAGGGGCAGAGGCGGCCUCGGAGGGCGGCGAGGGCGGCCAGAACGGAGGGGACGCGGCGCCCGCUCGGCCCCCCGCGGGGGAGCCCCGCUUCUGGUGCCCCGAGUGCGGCAAGGGCUUCCGGCGCCGCGCGCACCUGCGCCAGCACGGGGUCACCCACUCGGGCGCACGGCCCUUCCAGUGCGUGCGCUGCCAGCGCGAAUUCAAGCGCCUGGCCGACCUGGCCCGGCACGCGCAGGUGCACGCGGGGGGCCCCGCGCCGCACCCCUGUCCUCGCUGCCCUCGCCGCUUCUCACGCGCCUACAGCCUCCUGCGCCACCAGCGCUGCCACCGCGCCGAGCUGGAGCGCGCGGCCGCCCUGCAGGCCCUCCAGGCCCAGGCGCCGCCGCCCUCACCCGCCCCGCUUCCCCAGCAGCCGCCGGCUGAGCAGGACCCCGGCCUGCCACUGCCCUCUGCACCCAUAAAGGAGGAGCCCCCCUCCCCAGGAGCCCCGCCCCAGUCCCCACGCGCACCCCCUGUCUUCCUCAGCGCCUCCUGCUUCGACAGCCAGGACCACUCAGCCUUCGAGAUGGAGGAAGAGGAGUCCGACAGCAAGGCCCACCUUCGCGGCCUGGGGGGCCUGGCCUCCUGA
Elephantulus edwardii (Cape elephant shrew) is the source of this 1329-nucleotide messenger RNA. RefSeq names its product zinc finger protein 579 (gene ZNF579). NCBI's taxonomy places the organism in Eukaryota, Metazoa, Chordata, Mammalia, Macroscelidea, Macroscelididae. The transcript is spliced from 2 exons. The record is from RefSeq and is a predicted model, not a curated record. The coding region runs from base 1 to 1329 and encodes 442 amino acids.